Messenger RNA from Hypomesus transpacificus, 1208 nucleotides. It is a transcript of the gene lyrm9, whose product is annotated as LYR motif containing 9. Lineage: Eukaryota; Metazoa; Chordata; Actinopteri; Osmeriformes; Osmeridae. The transcript has 4 exons. The record is from RefSeq and is a predicted model, not a curated record. The coding region runs from base 60 to 365 and encodes 101 amino acids.
ACCACGGGGAACUAAUUCAAAGGGUAGGGUUUUGUCAGUGUCAGUUUGGAUGAUGCACAAUGUUUUUUUUUCAUGUAAUCUUCUCUUCUCCUUGGAACCCUGUUGGAAAUAGUCAUCACAUCUGGAAAAUGUCCCCGUUACAAGGAGCUCAGAUGGUCCAAACCCCAAUUCAGCUCUAUCGCUACCUUCUUAGAUGUUGUAAGUUAUUGCCAAACCCAGCAAUGCAACAACAUUAUCGACAUGCGAUAAGACAGGGUUACAAUAGUCAUGUGGAUGAAGACGACCAUGAGAGGAUUCAACUUAUAAUUCAAAGAGCUAUAGCUGAUGCAGACUGGAUUCUAGAUAAAUACACAAAGAAGAAAUGAGGUAAUGAAUCUUCAAGAUAAGAAGUCCUCCGUGUGAGACCCUCACCCAUCUUAAGUCUGAAUAGUUUUUUUUUUAUUUGUCAGGCUAGAUCAUCACUCUGUGAAUGCACAUGGACUACUCACAAUAUAUUGAUCUUUAAAAAAAAAGUAUUCAUAGGGGUAUACAACUUGAGAGACAGGAAAGCAGGGAGAGAGAGACAAGACAUACAGGGAAAUACCCAGGCCAGAAUCAAACCAGGACCUCUGCACCAUAACCACCCUUAAUGGGAUGUGCUCCACCCGGUGAGCCAACGGUGCAUCCCAGAUAUAUUUAACUUUGAUGUAUCCUCAUCAGAUAAAUCAGUUAUUACCCAUAGUUUGAGUUGACCAAUCACAGAGUUUGCUUCAUUGAUUGAUUGACCUUUUAGAAUGCCAUUUGAUCUGAAGUGUAUAUGAGGUUGUGAUCUUUGGAUGUUCGGGAUCACUCUUGCGAACGAUUUGUGGCUAGCACACCCUUCGUUGAGACUGAUCACAAAGUACUUUGUUUAAAUCAUAUGUGAUUGUAUAAUCUAAAUAAAUUGUAUUUGAAACCAUAUCCUUUGACUAUUCAGAUCUACACAGUGCCAUUCGAAUUCUUCCAUAGCACCAGUCUGUUAUGUUGAGUUAUGUUUUCAUUUUAAGCUAUGAGACCCAUGUUGAUGAAAAGCAACAUGAGGCCAUGAAUACAUGUUUACAUUUAAACAACAUUAUUGAUGCUUCUUUCCUUCUCUCUGUUUUCCAAUGGCCACCCCCAUAACCACAUUUAAUCAUACACACACAUUUUUGGUUGUGUGCCACCUUUGAUCAAACAACAUGUACUGAUAU